ACUCUACCGAAUAACAUGACGGAGAGAAAGGAUGGAUGUUAAUGUUUUGAUCUGUGUUUUAAUAUAUUCUUGCGCCAUACACAUUUGUCUCGGAGUGAGAAGACGUCAAAAUGAUUUAAAUGAUCAAAGGUAUAAGCGAGCUGUGACAGAAUUCUCACAGCAUGAAGUGGUGUAUCCCAGGCUCUAUGACUCUGAGAUGAAAGAAAUAAAAUUUUCCAAGUCAAACAUGGGUCAUCCAAAGCAACUUUCCGUCCAUAUUGUAACAGCGGAUGGGAUACUUAUACUGCAACUGGAGAGGAACAGUAAUCUGUUGACGAAGUCCUUUAUAGAAAAAAAUAUUGAAGAUGAAGACAGAUUCAGGUUAAAAAAGCUGAAGCCACAAGAGCUUACGGAGCACUGUUUCUACCAUGGCAGUGUACAGGGUCACUCCUCAUCCCUGGUGGCAGUGAGCACUUGUGAAGGGGUCAGUGGUUACAUCCAGACCGACAGAGAAGCCUACCACAUAGAGCCAGGGCUGGAUAUGGGGGAUGGGGCACACAAGCUCAAUAAAGACAUUCACAAGAAGGACACCCCACACAAUUGCGGUACCCAUCCUACAAGACAUUCAUCCAAGCUCAAUGAAACAGUACAGAUUGACUUGACACAUUCAUAUUUAAGAAGAAAACGCAGAAGCUUGGUGGAGCCAUAUGAUGCCAAUUUGCAGACACGCUAUGUUGAGAUGUAUGUAGUCAAUGACUUCAGAACCUUUGAUAGUAAUAAUCGUGAUGUCGCGUACCAAACUCGGAAGACUCAGAACAUUAUCAACAUUGUCAGCCGGCUUUAUCGGCCAUUCAACAUUUACAUCGCCCUGGUUGGUGUGGAAAACUGGACGAAGGAAGAUCUGUUCCAGAUUGUUGAUGAAGCAGAUACAACCCUGCAGAGCUUCCUACACUAUCGGAAAGAAAGGAUCAACCCCUACCACAGGAAUGAUAACUCUCAGUUGAUUACGACAACAUCAUUCAGCAAUGGAGUGGUGGGCAAAGCCAUCAAAGGGACAAUAUGUACUUACCAGUACUCUGGUGGUGUGAACUUGAAUCUCGCAACGGAAGCUCAGACAGCAACAACUAUAGCACACGAGCUGGGGCACAAUUUUGGUAUGGACCACGACAACUACACGAUAUGCAAGUGUCCUGUGGAGAAAUGCAUCAUGGCGUCCACAAGUGGGGGAUCCAUGGAUGGGCGGGUGAACGUUCCCACAAAGUGGUCCUCGUGUUCCAUGACAUCGCUCUAUGAGUCGUUUGAGAUGGUGAUGGACUACUGUCUGCGUAACGUGCCGGAGACCCUGUACGCUGGGCCUGACUGCGGCAACGGGUUUACAGAGGCGGGCGAGGAGUGCGACUGUGGGGCUCUUGAGGAGUGUCACAACAAGUGCUGCAAUGCUACCACAUGUCGCCUGACCCGGGGAUCUCAAUGUGCGGCAGGAGCCUGCUGUGACCUUGACACUUGCAAGCCGAGGGCAGCAGCGACACUGUGUCGGGCCCAGGUGGGGGAGUGUGACCUGCCUGAGUUCUGCCUGGGAGACAACCCUGCCUGCCCCUCAGACGUGUUCCUACAGGACGGGCUGCAGUGUGGAAAUGGGCAGGCAUUCUGCUACAAGGGCAAGUGCAGCACACACACAGGCCAGUGUCGCCUGCUCUGGGGCUCUACGGGGCGUGUGUCUGACCCGGUCUGCUUCAAGCACCUCAACACCAACGGCAGCAAGCACGGCAACUGUGGCUACAACUGGACCCAGAUCAGAUACCUGCCCUGCCUCAGAGAUGACGUGAUGUGCGGGCUGCUGCACUGUGUUCACCAGAACGAGAAACUGAUGUUCUGGAAGGACAGUCUGACCCACACAACCCCCGCCACGUUUCUCACCAUCGGCACCACAACACAUGUGUGCCGGGGAGCCAUGCUGGAUGUGGGGCUAGACAUGCCUGACCCUGGCAUGGUACCAGACGGUGCCAAGUGCGACGAGAAAAAGAUGUGCUUGAACCAGAAGUGUCGCUCCAUCAGUGAGCUGGGGUUCCUGGGCUGUGAGGGCGGCUGUUCCAAGCAUGGUGUGUGUAACAGCAAGGGCAACUGUCACUGUGAGGAGGGGUGGGGGCCUCCCAGCUGCAAUGGGGCCGGCAACGGGGGCAGUGUGGAUAGCGGGCCCAUCAAGAUUGAAGAGUCUCGUGGCCUGCUGGUGACGUUGCUGGUGCUGUUCCUGGUGGUGUUGCCACUAUUGGCCUUUCUGGCCUUCCUACUCUACUACUUCAGGCAUUCACUGCAGGCAUGGUGGCACAGCAGGUUCGACAAAACAGCCAAGAAUCAGAACCGGCCUGCGCGCCCGUCCCGCCCUCCACCCAAGACAGACCCACACCCAAGCAGCAGGCGGGAUCCUCCCCCACCCCCCAGCAAACCCCUAGCCAGACCCCUUGCAGAGCAACCUGGGCCCCACCAUGAGGUCAGCGGCAAAUCUGGUAUUGACAAGAGCAAGCCGAAGUCUAAGCCGAUGGCCAGUGUGCAGAUUUCCCAUCCUGUUCUUACUGAUAGCACACACGAGGAUUCUAAGGCCCACAUUCAAACCAGCCCUGUCGCUGAUCAUAAGAAAAUACAGAGGCCUCCACCUCCUAAAUUACCUCUAAAGGUAUCUAAGCAGGACAACAAAGGUAAAACUCCUGGAGGAGCUUGUGAUACCAAGACUGAGCCAGGAACCAGCGAGAGCAAGUCAAGGUUUGGGCCCAUAUUCAAAAUACCAAGCUUCUCAAAGGCAGACAAACUAAGCACACCCAAACCUGAACAAUCAGCUGACACGGAUCCAGCUUCUGGAAAUGUGGUGAAGAAACGAGAACUGACAAGAAACAUAUCUAAUCCAGUCCUCAUCAGCACCACAGACAGACGAUCAAAACAUCUUGUCAAAGCUGAAAACCAUAGUGUCGCGCAGAUUCAGUUGGCAGACAGACAGGCCAGCGUAGAGGCACCACCUCUGCCUCCUCACAUCGACUUAAAGCGCAGCGAAUCAGACAUCGCCCGACGCAAUCGUCCCCUGCCCCCCAGGCCAGUCUCAAUGCCGGAGAGUGAAAGUGGGGAGGAACCAAAUGUGACCGUCUCCAGUGGUAGAAAGUCUGCAGUAUUUACCAGUAACUCCCCCAGAAUGCCCCAGCGCCCACCCCCACCCCCUAUCAAGCCAGGAAUUGACAGCACAAGGAAGACAAUAGAAGACGAGCUAGCGAAACUCGAUAGCAUAAAUAUUACUAUACCAGACAUGAACAGUAGACCUUCAACUCCAAAGGCAGUGCAUCCAAAAACCAAAGAUAUAAAACCAAAACCAAGACCUGGAGCGCAGAAGACUACCUCCUCAGAUGCACAGAAACCUUUGCCUCCUGCAAAAUCACCUGCAGUGAGGUCGAAAUCAGACAGCAACAAACUUGAGGACGUCUCAAAACCAAAAGAGCAGAGAACUGACAUAAAACCUGGUGGAGAUUUUGAAGUUAAGAAACCAAUUUUUAUUCCCAAAGCAAGACCUGGCCUCGGCAAAACCAAAGCAAAAACUGAAACACCUAAGGAGAAUAUAACGGAAAUAAAGAGAAAAAUCUCGACUGAUUCUUUAGACGAAGAUCCGAAUGCUGGAUCAGCCAGUGUGGCUGGCCUUUCAAGAAUAUUUGACACACAGACCAAGCCAUUGCUUAGUGAGAGUGCAUUGGCCGAGCCUAAGGACAAGGGCCUUAAGAAAACUGUGUCACAAGGAUCAGCAAAGGCGCCCAUGACCCCACCAAAACCUCGCCCCGGGGUCAAGUUCGUCCGCAGUGUUGAUGUGUAACAAGGGCAAUAUUUGAGAUGUGUGUGGAAGAAACUUGAGUUAAGCUAUCAGUGCCAGUGGGUGUGAAGGUCAUUACAAAAACUAUAAUAUUAUUUGGUCUGUGGGAAAACCUGGAUUAAUGAAUGUGCGUAGCCUGUGCACUGUAUUGCCAAUCAUUUGUGAAUGGGGCUACGUUUUGGCUCAAUUCUCACACAUCUGUCAAGGUAGCUAAGUUUUGGCUCAAUUGGUACACUUGUGUGAAGCUAAGUAUUAUCUCAAUUGUCAUCCUUGUGUGAAGGGAGAUAAGUGUUGGCUAAAUUGUCACCCUUGUGUGAAGGGAGAUAAGUGUUGGCUAAAUUGUCACCUUUGUGUGAAGGGAGAUUAGUGUUGGCUUCAUUGUCACCCUUGUGUGAACGGAGAUAAGUGUUGGCUUAAUUGUCACCUUUGUGUGAACGGAGAUAAGUGUUGGCUAAAUUGUCACCCUUGUGUGAAGGGAGAUUAGUGUUGGCUUAAUUGUCAUCCUUGUGUGAACGGAGAGAAGUGUUGGCUAAAUUCUCAACCUUGUGUGAAGGGAGAUAAGUGUUGGCUUAAUUGUCACUCUUGUGUAUAGGGAGAUUCAUGUUGAUUCAAUUGUCACUGUAGUUUAAAGAGAGCAAAGUUGGUUUUAAGUGUAUUAUGCCAUUUAUUCAUUUUUAGGAAUUUCGAUUUUUGAAAUUCUAAGAUCCUUAUAUUAAGAUGACUUAACGUAAUGAGGGUUUAUUGAUUUGUUAAUUUAUGUGGGGGGUUUUAUUUGUAAAUUUUAAUCAUGAACUUUACAUAAGUAUUUCUGAUUUAUCUAGAUAAAAUUUGAGGAACAAUAAGAUUUGUGUUUUUUUAAUUAAGACAUAAUGCUUUAACCUCAAAUUUGAUGUUCUAUCACUUUUUGGCUUGUUCUUUCACUUUUUGGCACAAUUUAAUAUGAUACAAAUGUUUUCUUAAGAACAUCAGUUUGUUAGAACUUUUCCAGUUUGAUCACUGCUGAGUAAAAUAUCCUGUAAGAGAUUUGUGAUAAUAAUUUGUAGAAUUAUAUCAUAUCGGGUAUGUGGAAACAUACAUGUUUCAACAAUUUGUUAAAACUACCACUAACCAAAUGCUUCAUUUCCAUAAUGGUUCAAAAUGGAUGAAGUAUUUAAAGUUUUUAUCACACUUAUAAAGAUUUAAUUUUUUUUUUAGUGAAUUCAACAACAAAAAUUUAGUCAGUAACCCAGGGGUCUAGCUAGGUUCAAAAUUUAGGGAGAAGUCACUUCUCCCAAAGGCCAAAAUAGGGAGGAGUGGCAACUUUUCGGGGAGAAAUGGUACUUUUGCAUCCAGUGGUCAAGCUUAGCUCAAAAUUUCGGGAGCUGUCACUUCUGUACAGUUGCGUCAUAGGUCUUCAUUUUACAUGUAUUUUGCAGCAAAUUAAAAGAGAAGUAUUUCCGUUCAGCUUUCAAUCAACUCUUUACUUGUCUUAUACCCCUCAUUAAAUUUGCCAAUUAUCAUUAAUCAAAAACAACUCUUAUUUCACACUUUGGGGGACAACAUUUACAAAUACAAACACACACUCACUUAAGUGUUCAUUUUUGUAAUUGAUGUAUUUAACUGAGUUAAAGUUAUAUAUUUAACACUUAACAUGCUAUUUAUGUGAUGACUGAUAAGCUAUUUCAAUAAUAGAGGCUGAAAUGGGGGAUGGAAUUCAAAAGGCUGCAUUUCAUUUAUAAUAAGAGAUGUCAAGUGUAUGAAACCUACAUUUUUCUUAUUUGUAAUUGAUUGUAAAUUAUUCUGGUAAUUUUUAUUUUAUUUUUCCUGUACAGGUUUAUCAAAUAAAACUUCAAGUUUAACAAAACCAGUAAUAUUCAUAAUCUUCUUACUUCCUUGUAAAUUUUAAGAAAAUCAAGAUUAAAUCGAAUUUAUAUUGUGCUACAAUUUUUUUAAAUAAAAAUUCAUUUAAAGUCUCAUUUUACAGCACAGAUUCCAAAUCUUACCCAUAAAUGAGCCCUAUAUUUAUUGCCAGUGUGCUAGGUUAACUCUUCCCAUUUGAUCAUUCCUUUGUAUUGUUUUAAUGGGCCAUUUAACUUUGCUGAAGUAUAGUUAUUGGUAGCCAGCACAAGGCAAUUAAUCAAGGCUUCACCUAUGAACAAUUUUAAGAACUCUAAUAGCUCCCGACUGUGCAUUUGAAUGUUCAACUUUGCAUGACCUGUAAAUGUGGCAACUUCUGACUGAGAAUUCUCCUGUGUCCAAUUCUCAACAUCAAAUUGAUUUUAAUGGUCAAUGUGUGGCACAAACAAAUAAUUAAAAGGUGGAGAAGUUAUGUCGCCUUCAUGAAAUUAAUUAGCGACAUAAAUAUUCCCUUGGCGAGCAAAUCGCCCACUAGCGAGACCCCUGUAACCUGGAUAAAGAUGCAUACAGUUGUUUCUUACGUAGUUUUUUGUUCCUUCCAAAGUCGAAUGAACACUAUACUGUAGUUAAUAAUGGCAUUAUAAUAAUUUAUGUAUUUAGUACUUGUUCUUUAAAGACUUUUGGCUUUUUGCUUUCAUGUUGUUACAAGAGACUAAACAAAUGUUUUUAUGAUUAAGUGUUAAACUGUUGAAUCAGUAUUUCAUUUUAAGAUACAACAGUUUUAUGCUCAGGUCUCCAGUGGGUUUUUUCCCCUCAUUUUGGAAAUGGGGCCGGGUCCGUUUGGAUUUGGAAAAAAUCAGUGUUACGACCAAAAUUUUGAAAUUAGUGUUGUUGUUUUUUGCUCACAAAUGCUUCAAACAUGAGAAUUAUAGAGUUUUCAAUAUUCAAUUUAAUAACGUGUAACUUGUAGAGCUUGAAUGGAGAUAAACUAAAUGUUGAUCUUAAAAAGAAUUUUUUUUUUUUUAUCUUAAAUUUGGAAUUUAAGGUCCAAUUUCGGAAAAAUAUAUACUAUUUUCUAUUGGGAUUGGGGUCGAUUUUGAACACAAAAACAACUCUGCCCUUAAUAUGUGCCAUGUAUGUGAACCUGUUGAUUAGUUGUUUUUUAGAUGCAAGAUUCUGAGUCAGUAUAUCUAGUCAUUUUUGCAUUAAUGUUAUACAUGUAUGUUUCAUUUAUAUACCAUUUUAAUUAUUGAUAUAACCAUUUAGUUUGUAUGCAUCUUAAUACAAUUUUUAACAUGUAUAGUUCAUGAAGACAUGGUGAUUUCAAAUGAAUACAUGGUGUUUUUGUGCCCCUGGAUCGAAUGAUCGGGCAUAUUGUUUUUGGCCUGUCUGUCAUUCCGUCAUUCUGUCCCAAAACUUUAACCUUGGUUAAAGUUUUGCAAUAACUUUUGAAAUAUUGAACAUAGCAACUUGAUAUUUGGCAUGCAUGUGUAUCUCAUGGAGCUGCACAUUUUGAGAGGUGAAAGGUCAAGCUCAUCCUUCAAGGUCAAAGGUCAAAAAAAAAAUUCAUAGCGGCGCAUUAGUUUUUGUUACUUUUUAACAUGUAUAGUUCAUGUAGACAUGGUGUUUUCAAAUGAAUACAUGGUGUUUUUACUCCUAAGUUUUUGUUACUGGAUAUGUUUGUGUCUUUGUUUAAAUUGUCUUUCCAGCUGCUACUUAAAAGAAAAAAGCCUCAAUAUAUCAUUAGUUAAUAAUGCCAGUGAUUGUUGUGCACCUAUUAUUGUGUUGUUGUUAUAAUAAGAAAUACAUGUACAUACACCGGGCAGAAAACCACUCGACAUAAAUUGAAAUUUAGGUUUAAAUUUGGGGUGUAGAAAGUAUUAGAAUAGCUGCAUUCUGUGUGUUCAAGGUAUCGAAGUUCAGCUCUGUUUAAUAUUGUUUUGUGUUAUGUAUUAUUACUUUUAGCAAUAACCCCACUCAAAACUUUUACUUAUUGCUUUAAGGUGUUUAGAAACAGACUAUUUUUGUAUUAGUUUAUCCAAAUCAUGGUAUACUUUUUUGAAAACUUUGUUAGUUUUCCCAAAUCAUGGUAUUAUUUUUUGAAACAAUUAUUGGUUUACCCAAAUCAUGGUAAACCAAUUAUUGGUUUUCCCAAAUCAUGGUACACUUUUUGAAACAAUUGUUUGUUUACCCAAAACAUGGUAUACUUUUUAUGCCCCCCUUCGAAGAAGAGGGGAUAUAUUGUUUUGCACAUGUCGGUCCGUAUGUCCAUCCACCAGAUGGUUUCCGGAUGAUAACUCAAGAAUGCUUAGGCCUAGGAUCAUGAAACUUCAUGGGUACAUGGAUCAUGACUCGCAGAUGACCCCUAUUGAUUUUGAGGUCACUAGGUCAAAGGUCAAGGUCACAGUGACUCGAAGUAGUAAAAUGGUUUCCGUUUGAUAUCUCAAGAACGCUUACGCCUAGGAUCAUGAAACUUCAUAGGUACAUUGAUCAUGACUCGCAGAUGACCCCUAUAGAUUUUCAGGUCACUAGGUCAAAGGUCAAGGUCACAGUGACUCGAAACAGAAAAAUGGUUUCCGGAUGAUAACUCAAGAACGCUUACGCCUAGGAUCAUCAAACUUCAUAGGUACAUUGAUCAUGACUCGCAGAUGAUUUUUAGGUCAGUAGGUCCAAGGUCAAGGUCACAGUGACUCAAAACAGAAAAAUGGUUUCCGGAUGAUAACUUAAGAACACUUACGCCUAGGAUCAUGAAACUUUAUAGGUACAUUGAUCAUAACUCGCAGAUGACCCCUAUUGAUUUUCAGGUCACUAGGUCAAAGGUCAAGGUCACUGUGACUCGACACAGUAAAAUGGUUUCCGGAUGAAAACUCAAGAAAGCUUACACCUAGGAUCAUCAAACUUCAUAGGUACAUUGAUCAUGACUGGCAGGUGACCCCUAUUGAUUUGCAGGUCACUAUGUCAAAGGUCAAAGUCACAGUGACUCAAAACAGUAAAAUGGUUUCCUGAUGAUAACUCAAGAAUAAUUAGGCCUAGGAUCAUGAAACUUCAUAGGUACAUUGAUCAUGACUGGCAGAUGACCACAAUUGAUUUUCAGGUCACUAGGUCAAAGGUCAAGGUCACAGUGACAAAAAACAUUCACACAAUGGCUGCCACUACAACUGACAGCCCAUAUGGAGGGCAUGCAUGUUUAACAAACACCCCUUGUUAAAACUAUUAUUGGUUUACCCAAAGCAUGGUAUACUUUUUAUACCCCCCCCCCCCCCUUCGAAGAAGAGGGGUAAAUUGUUUUUCACAUGUUGGUCCGUAUGUCCGUCCACCAGAUGGUUUCCGGAUGACAACUCAAGAAUUCUUAGGCCUAGGAUCAUGAAACUUCAUAGGUACAUUGAUCAUGACUCGCAGAUGACCCCUAUUGAUUUUGAGGUCACUAGGUCAAAGGUCAUGGUCACAGUGACUCGAAGAAGUAAAAUGGUUUCCGGAUGAUAACUCAAGAACACUUAUGCCUAGGAUCAUGAAACUUCAUAGGUACAUUGAUCAUGACUCGCAGAUGACCCCUAUUGAUUUUCAGGUCACUAGGUGAAAGGUCAAGGUCAUAGUGACUCAACUUAGAAAAAUGGUUUCCGGAUGAUAACUCAAGAAAGCUUACGCCUAGGAUCAUGAAACUUCACAUGUACAUUGAUCAUGACUCGCAGAUGAUCCCAAUUGAUUUUCAGGUUACUAGGUCAAAGGUCAAGGUCACAGUGCCAAAAAAAAGUAUUCACACAAUGGCUGCCACAACAACUGACAGCCCAUAUUUUAAACAAUUGUUGGUUUACCCAAAUCAUGGUGUAUUUUUUUUUAGAAAACAAAGACAAUGUGUAUUCUUCCCUUCAGGGCUUUUUCUCUACUUGUCUUGUUCACUGUGAAUCAAAUGAAAAUGGGCUGUGCUCUGUGAAAAGAGGGUUUAAUGCCUGUGCAUAAAGUGUUGCCCCAGAUUAGCCUGUGCAGUCUGCACAGGCUAAUCAGGGACGACACUACGCUUUUAUAUUUUUUGUUUGAAAUAAGUCUUUUCUUAUUAAAAAUCAUGUUUAGGCGAAAGUGUCGUCCUUGAUUAGCCUGUGCAGACUGCACACGACACUAUGCACAUGCAUUAAGCCCCUAUUUCGCAGAGCACAGCUCAAAUAUGCUUAAUGCUUAAGAGUUGGGAUGACUUCAGGGAUAUUCCUAUGAAAUAAGCUGCUCAAUUUCAAGUGGUUGCUGGUACUGUCUGUGCUAAUUUUAGUGUAGCCACAGCAUGUUAUUUAACACUUUACCAUUAAGAUACAUAUUUUGACACAUUUGUAGUCUCUUAGAAUAUUACUUUAAAUUAAAGGCCUUUCUUACUUGAUCAAAGUUUUAAAGGUUUCAGUUCCAAUCCUAAGAUACUGAUGAGCAGCAAACAGCAUACAACCUGAACAGACUGAGUUACUCGCAGGCUGUUCUGGUUUUAUGCUGUUUGCUCAUAGCCAUUUUCACUUAGCUUUUAUGAGGGAAAGGGUUAAGAAUAUUUUAUGUUUAUACUCAUGUGACAUUUAUGGUCAAGAAUAAAGUAUUUGUUGUUACAUUUGAACAUGUUUUGAUCAUGAAAAAUAAUCCUUGAUAUAAAUUGAAGAUUGGAUGUUAAAUAUACAAGACCAAUUUUAAAAGAAAUUAUUGAGAAUUGGAGCAUACAAUGUUAUUGAGUAUAUUAUUGUCCCCUACCGGUUUCACUGGAGGGGACUUAUGGUUUGCGCUCUGUCUGUCUGUCAUUCUGUCCGUCACACUUUUCUGGAUCCUGCGAUAACUUUAAAAGUUCUUCAUAUUUUUUCAUGAAACUUGAAACAUGGAUAGAUGACAAUAUGGACAUUAUGCACGUCAUUUCAUUUUGUUCCUACGUCAAUAAUUAUGAUUGCUAUGACAACAAAUAAGACUAGAAAUACUGCUGAAAAUAGUGGUUUUCUGGAUCCUGCAAUAACUUUGAAAGUUCUUCAUAUUUUUUCAUGAAACUUGAAAUAUGGAUAGAUGGCAAUAUGGACAUUAUGCACAUCAUUUCAUUUUGUUCCUACGUCAAAAAAUCUGGCUGCUAUGGCAAAAAAAUAAAAAAAUAAUUAAAUCUGACGAUGGUGAAAUUUCUGACAAUGGUGGAGCCUGUAGGGGACAUAUAUUGCUUGCCAAUAGUCUUGUUUAGUAUUGUUUGGUCAUUCAGUUUUCUUGUAUAAAGUAAUGUAUAUUUUGUAUAUAUUCUGUAUUUUACUCUUAAUAUAGACUGUGAUAUGGUACACAUUUUUCUUGCCUAAAAAAACAACAUGUUACCAACUGGUGUAGGUAUGUGUUACAUGUAGCUGCCUGUUCAAAUUAUAAUUAAUGAUGUCCAUGUACAACCUUAAUAUAUUUAAUGUUCCCAUUACAUUAAAAAAAAAUGAUUGUCAAUAUUUUUUGUCCUGCAAAAUCACUGUUUGUGAUCUGUCAGAAAACAUAGCAUAGUUGCUUAAAAAACUGUGGUUUUACAAUUUACAAUUCAAUGAAUAAUAGAAUAAUUGAACAUGAGCUACUACCUUCAACAAUUUUUAUAAUACCUGUGUGAAAAUCAGAUGUCCAAUGACAUGGACAAAAUAUGGAUGGAUAAUUGUGGACUAAUUUUAAGGUGUCCCUAAGUUUAGUGUCUGAAAACAUAGAAUACAUAUGGUGAUAUUGUUGAUUUUAUUAUCCUCCCAUAAAACGUAUUGACCCAGAAAUACUGUAACCAUUUGUAUCAUUUGCAUUGUCAUUUUCAUUUGUGAAAGAUUAUAAAAAAUGCUGUUAUGAUUUCAUUUUCUACAGUUUCCUUUCAGUUAAAUAUUAAAUGAUUUGGUAGAGUAUUUUAUCUAUCAUUUGUUUAUGUAUGUAUGUGUACUUGUGGUUUGUAUUCUUUGCAUUGAACAGAGUUUGAAGGGAAUAUGGUGAAAUUCUCCAAAAUUGUUCCAAGAUUAUCAGAGAAUUCUCAUCUGAUCGCAAAAUACAGAGGUCAAGAAUUUGAUGAAAAUAAAUUAGAUUUUAUUACCAAUGUGCUAUAUACCAUUGAAAUACUUAUGAGCAGCACUAUGAGAUAAUGGGGCUUAAUGCAUGUGCAUAAAUCCGACACAAUCCGCUAAAACUGGAAUUUUUUUUAGAAAAUACUUUGUUCAAAUAAAAAAAUUCAUGCAAGCAGAGAGUGUUGUCCCUGAUUAGCCUGUUCAGACUACACAGGCUAAUCUGGGACUUUAUGCACUUGAAUUAAGCCCCAUUUUCCUGAGCAAGUCUCCAAUGAUAAAUGGUCAUUUCUUGCCUUGAUUAGCAAACAUUUAUUUUUUCUUGCCUUAACUUUAUAAAUUUUUCAAUACAUGUAAUAACUCUACAAAUCCAAAUAGAUAACUCAAUGGAUUUUCAUUUAAACUCGUACUUCACAAAUUGAUAAUCUCAACAAAAAUGUUGAUAAGAAAUUACAAUUCUAUUAGAACUCGCCCUUUCAGUUAUUUAUUAAAUGUGUGACCAGGUAAUACAGAGUUUAUUUCAAAAUAACAGGGUGCCAAAGAGCUGUAAAUAAACUUAUAAUAAUUCAUCUUGUUGUAAUGUUUUUUUGCAUACUUAAGGUCAAUACUGGUAAAAGAUAACUCUCUUAUCUGCUCAUUUCUUUUUAUGCUAUGUCUGGAUUUCAAGGAAUUUCCCUACAAACAAUCAACUAAGUCCUGUUAAAAAAACAAACGGUCCCUUAAUUGCAUUCCUGUAUGAUAUAUAAUGUUUAGUGGUAGUUUUCAUUAUUGUUUUUCACAUUUAAUUUUCAAAGUCACAUAUUUGUUUGGAUUGUCAACUUAUUUGACUUUACAUAAAGUCAUAUACAAUGUAACUCAUGUACCCACAUUUAUGUGUUCUUAUUAUUUAUUUAUUUAUAAUCAUUAUAGUAUUAUGUUAAGCAAUUAUUCAUACAUUCAUUGAGUGUAAUAAACAACUGCGAAAUGUU
This is a messenger RNA of Dreissena polymorpha, 12626 nucleotides long. RefSeq names its product disintegrin and metalloproteinase domain-containing protein 12-like. Lineage: Eukaryota; Metazoa; Mollusca; Bivalvia; Myida; Dreissenidae. The record is from RefSeq and is a predicted model, not a curated record. Gene Ontology annotation, biological process: membrane protein ectodomain proteolysis. Gene Ontology annotation, molecular function: metalloendopeptidase activity. Bases 32 to 3823 code for a protein of 1263 amino acids. The transcript has 21 exons.